AUGGCUGCUUCUGGACCGUCGCCCGACGAGGGCGACAUCCCGACGGCGCCCACCAGCCCCGUACAUGUACAUGUACCUUCCGACUCUGAUACAACAACUGCCUCGUCUGAAGUUCCGUCCGCUCGCCUGCCACCGCGCCCGGUCCCCCACCCUCUCCCUCUCGAGACACACAACCAGACGGACGCGUCCUUCGAGCCGGUCGCCGUGCCGUCGAAACACCCACUCCCGAGCCCACGCAGCGCUCGGUCGCUGAGCUUGGCCCACCUGUCCGGUCCCGUCAAGCGGAAGCCGUUGUCGUCGACCGCCUCGCCGUUCGCCGUCCGCUUCUCAAAGGGGGCCGCCGCCUACGCCGACAUCUUGGCCGACCUGCCCAGGCCGGAACAGCGCUUUGCGCGAUCGUGCUCGCUCGACAGCCCGACCCUCUACGAGUUCCCUGACCAGCGGAGCCUGCUGGCUACCACCAGCUCGCCUCACACGGUCUCGGACUGGCCGCCGAGCCCUGAUACCAGCCAGCCAUCAUCUCCCGUCUCCGACCGCUCUUCUCGGCCUGCCGUCCCGCCUGUCGGGGCGGGAGCUGAGCAUUCGCGAGACGCCAUUGCCGGAGAGAACCCUGCAGAGGCUCAAACGUCGCACGCGCCGUCCGAAGACGAGAGUCUUAGCGCCGAGACAGCCAGUCUGACCACCCAGGGGUCAGUCCCGUACGAGCUCGACGACCUCUACUCUCUCCCGGGCUCUCCCCAGUCGCACGGAAGCAGGCGCACCGCCGUCGCCGACGCUGACCCCAAGACCAUGUCCAUGUUCACGCGACGGUCCCCCCCUCCGCAGCUCAACCUUGGGACAAACGCCAGAGAUGCAUCGCCCGCGGCACCGGCGACGCCACUAGGACAGACUACUAAUCUUAAUAAGCCACUUCCGAAGUCUCCAGCUUCCUCCAAACUCAGUGCCUUCUUUGGCUGGGCUACCUCGCCUUCGCCCACGACCACGACCGACUUCUCGGAGAAGAGCUACUCGCCCCUACCCUCACCCACAUCACCCAAGCAACCGGCAACCGCGGUGACCGAGUCGUGCGAGACCCCCGUCACCACCAGGAAGCCAACCUUCCCGAAUGUUGCACAGUCGGAUUCGCUGCAGUAUUGCGAAGUCUAUCUCCAAACACCCGCAGACAGCACCACAUCCCUCGGCCAGCUCGAAGAGAUGGAGGACGAGCUGAAAGCCAUCAGCGCCGAACUGGCCUCGUCUAUUCGGCGUGAGAUGGACUUGGAAGACCUGGUAGACAGGCUGCAGGAACAGAUCAACAACCCGCAGGCUCCCGGAAAAAGGACCAGCGACUAUUUCUCCGACUCGGGUUACAGCUCGGCCAAGUUCAGCGACUAUGACCAAGCAAAGGAGGAGAUCUCGCAGAUUCAGCGCAGGGCAGAGCAGGAAAAGGCCCAGCUCCGCCUGGAGCUGACCAACAAGCUCCAGGAUGAGCGCUCGAAGCGGCGGUUGCUGGACCAGCAGAUCCAGGAACUGUCCAAAAAGGCGUCGCAGCUCGACGUUGCCCGGCUUGACAGCGGCGACGCCAGCGGGCGGGUCAAGGAGCUCGAGGCGGCCUGCGAGGACCUCAGCAGGAGGUUGUCGGAGGAGCGCCAAGCCAAGACCAACCUCGAAGACCUCCUCGGCGCCCUCAGGGGAGAGCUCCAGUCGACGUCCAAUGAGCGAGACAACCUACGCGACGAGGUCGUCCCUCAGCUCAGAGCUCGCGUCGAGGGGCUGGAGGCCGAGGCGGCCGACCAAGCGCGGCUCGCCUACGACACGUCCAAAUUACAGCAGGAGCUGCAGCAGCUCAAGUCCGAGAACGCCGAGCUGCAGAUGCUCAGGUCGCAGAAGCCCGAGCCCAAGCCGCCGAUGGCGACACGCAUGUCGAUGGGGCUGUCGAGGUCCGCAUCCGUUACCGGCGGCCCACUCAGAAAGCACAACCGCCUGCAGUCCCUCUCGCGGUCCAACAGCACCAAAGUGUCCGAGCCCCGCGACGUCCUGGCCGACCGGCUCAAGGACGUCGAGGCGCAGCGGGACGCUCUGCACAGCGCGCUCAAGAGCCUGCUCGAGAGACAGGAACUGCAGAACCGCGAGAACGCCAAGAGAAUCCGACAGCUCGAGAUGGAGCGGGAUCGUCUCCUCGCCGCGUCGCCCAGGAAGGCCGGUUACGAGAGGGAAGUGUCGAUACUCCGCGAUGAGAUCAGCGUGCUGCGCCGCCGGGCCGAGGAAGCCAUCGAGCAGAAGUGGCAGGUCGAGAAAGGCCUCGCCGGGCUCAAGAUGGACCUGGACCGCGCCGAGGGCGAGAUUGCAUCGCUGCGGAGUCUCCUGCAGGAGAAGGACAUCCUCAUCCCAGAAGUUCCCGCCCGGCCAGGCAGCAGUCACAGCGAGCACGAUAUGCCCGUCAGCUCACGCUCCCUUGAGCAGGCGUACGAGGACCUGCAAGCCGCGUACAUGGAUGCGCUGGAGCGCAUCAGGACCCUGGAGGAGAUCACCCGGACGGAUGAAAAGACGCAGCUGGCCAUGCAGCGCCUCGAGCAAUCCCUCUCCGCCGCCAUCUCAGACCGCGACCAAGCCCGCAGCGAAGCCGACUCCUACCGCCAGCAGGUCGAGACCCUCCAAAGCCUCGAGCAACAACACCUCGACACGGAGCGCGACCUCGCUGCGCAACUCCACGAGUCCGCCCGCCGCGUCGAAGAGCUCGCACAGCAGGUGCGCGCUCAGCUCGAGGCCAACGCUGCCCUCCGCGCCCGCCUGGCCGACACCAUCGCGCGCGGCGAUGCCGAGCAGCGGGUCAACAAGGAGCGCAUCGCCGGCAUGCAAGCCCGCCUCCGCACCCUCGAGGAGCAGGUUGUCGCGGCGCAGACGAGCGCCGAGGAGCGCGUCGCCCGCCACGAGGAGGAGAUCCUCGCCCUCAAAGACGCCCACUCCGCACAGCUCCGCCGCCUGCGCGACGCAACGGGCGGCCGGCGCCCGGUUCUUCCCGCCCAACGGUUCUUCCCGCCCAAGUCGCCCCUCUCCCCCCUGUUCAGCCUGCGCUCUCACCAGUCUGACUCCCAGCCGUCUCCCCGCAUGUCUACACCUCCUGCCUUGUUGGGUGUGGACGGAAACAGCAGCCGCUCCCGUCAGCGCUCCACCGCCGCCCUCCGACGCGCGACCCUCGAGCCGGCGGACAAGGAGGGCGAGAACAUGGCGGCCCAGGUGCAAGCCCUCAAGGGUCGUGUCGCCGAGCUCGAGGGCGCGCUGGCGUCGGCCGACGCCGAGAUGCAGGAGGUCGUGGGCCGCAUGAGCGCCGCCCAGAUGGAGGUGCUGCAGCUGCAGGAGCAGCGGGAGGAAGCCGUCCGGGAGACGAGGCGGUUGCAGAAGCUGUUGGAGGCCGAGAGGGUCGCUGCUUUUGAGAAGCGGUGGAAGAGCCUGACGACCGAGGUCGCUUAA
Thermothelomyces thermophilus ATCC 42464 is the source of this 3450-nucleotide messenger RNA. RefSeq lists its product as uncharacterized. The record is from RefSeq and is a predicted model, not a curated record. The transcript is spliced from 4 exons. Lineage: Eukaryota; Fungi; Ascomycota; Sordariomycetes; Sordariales; Chaetomiaceae. The coding region runs from base 1 to 3450 and encodes 1149 amino acids.